Messenger RNA from Trichoderma breve, 978 nucleotides. Its product is annotated as 2OG-Fe(II) oxygenase superfamily domain-containing protein. The record is from RefSeq and is a predicted model, not a curated record. The coding region runs from base 1 to 978 and encodes 325 amino acids. The transcript is spliced from 3 exons. Gene Ontology annotation, biological process: DNA repair. Lineage: Eukaryota; Fungi; Ascomycota; Sordariomycetes; Hypocreales; Hypocreaceae.
AUGUCACAGAAGCGGACAAUUGACGCAUUCUUUGCACCUGCUGCAAAGCGACCCCGUAACAACAUCGCCGGGGAAGAAAACAGUGUAGCAAAUCAAGAUGAGAUUACUCUCAAGUCACAACAUCCAAAAUACCCAUUUCCCAUUACUGAAUUGCCCACGUCAAUAAGCAAAGAGCUCUCAUCUCUGCCGGCUCGCCCUGCCCGUGUCAUCAACAACGAGCCAGACCUGGACCUCUUGUAUUUCGAGCCUUACAUCCCAGAUUACCUUGCUCGUCAGCUGUUUCAACAUUUAAGAGCAGAAUUGCCGUUUUACAGAGUAGAGUACCAAAUCAAACGAGGAGGCAUUGAGUCUCAGGUACGCACGCCAAGAUGGACAACAGUAUUUGGUCUUGAUGAAACAUCCAAAUUUGACGACAACGGCACCGUGAUAGAUGCAAAUACGGGAAUGAAGGUACCGCCCGAUAGACGCUAUGACAAAUGUCCUCCUCGACCACUUCCCAAAUUUCUCGAUGAGCUGCGCCAAUCUACUGAGGCGGCAACGGACUGCAAGUUCAAUUUCUGCCUAGUCAACUAUUAUGCCUCUGGUGCGGAUAGUAUUUCAUUCCAUAGCGAUGACGAAAGAUUUCUUGGUCACGAUCCCGCUAUUGCCUCCUUUUCGUUGGGCGCUCGACGGGAUUUUCUGAUGAAACACAAACCAGCACCUCCAAAUCAGGGAGAGAGUUCAGCUAUCAAAACAGGAGUGAUAAAAUUUCCACUGAAUAGCGGUGAUAUGAUCUUGAUGAGAGGGAAAACGCAAUCCAACUGGCUCCAUUCUAUACCGAAACGCACAGGAAAGAACCAAGACGAUGGGGGAAGGAUCAAUAUAACUUUCAGAAGGGCCAUGAUCAAAGGGGGAACAGAAAACUAUUACAACUAUAACGUCGGAAGUGGUCCCGUUUAUCGAUGGGAUAAGACGAGUGGUACCAUGAUGCUAGCAUGA